This is a messenger RNA of Harpia harpyja (harpy eagle), 5274 nucleotides long. It is a transcript of the gene PRKX, whose product is annotated as protein kinase cAMP-dependent X-linked catalytic subunit. Gene Ontology annotation, molecular function: protein serine/threonine kinase activity; ATP binding. NCBI's taxonomy places the organism in Eukaryota, Metazoa, Chordata, Aves, Accipitriformes, Accipitridae. Bases 330 to 1430 code for a protein of 366 amino acids. The record is from RefSeq and is a predicted model, not a curated record. The transcript has 9 exons. Gene Ontology annotation, biological process: protein phosphorylation.
CCCGCGUGUGGCGCGGCGCGGCUCGGCUCGGCACAGCUCGGUACGGCGCGGCUCGGCUCGGCUCACCCUCGCCAUUGUCUCGUCUGCGCGGCGGUCCCCGCCGCGAGUGGCGGGCGGCGCGGCGGCUGGCCGCGAUGCUGAAGGGCUGCGCGCCCCCUCAGAGGCGGCAGCGGGAACGGGCUCCAGCCGCCGGCAGCAGCCAGCCCGCCUGCUGAAGACUGAAACUUUGCGUCCCCGCCGCUCUCCCUCUUCCCGCCUUCCCCUCGCCGGCCCGGCUCGGCUCGCCCUUCUCCAUGCGCUGAGCGGCCGCGGGGCGCCCGCUCGGCCCCAUGGACGCCUUCAGCGCCGCCAAGGCCAAAAUGGGGGCGAAGAGCGGCGGCGAGGCGGCGGCGGCGGCGGCGGGGCUGGCCGCGCCUCAGCCCGCCGCGCCGGCCCCCAGCCCCGCCGGUCCCGGCUCGCCCGCCGCGCCCGAGCCCGCCGCCUACAAGCUGGAGGACCUGGAGACCCUGGCCACCGUGGGCACAGGUACCUUUGGGCGCGUUCAUCUGGUGAAGGAAAAAAUGGCCAAACGUUACUUUGCACUGAAAGUAAUGAGCAUUCCUGAUGUCAUUCGACUGAAGCAAGAGCAACAUGUGCACAAUGAAAAGUCAGUCUUGAAAGAAGUCAACCACCCCUUUUUGAUCAGAUUAUUUUGGACCAACCAUGAUGAACGUUUUUUAUAUAUGUUAAUGGAAUAUGUGCCAGGAGGAGAACUUUUUAGUUACCUGCGCAACAUGGGGCGUUUCAACAACAGCACAGGACUGUUCUAUUCUACGGAAAUUAUUUGUGCAAUAGAAUAUCUGCACUCCAAAGAAAUAGUUUACAGAGACUUAAAACCUGAAAAUAUAUUACUAGACAAAGAAGGACAUAUCAAGCUUACUGAUUUUGGAUUUGCUAAAAAGCUGGUGGAUAGGACAUGGACGCUCUGUGGCACUCCUGAGUACCUUGCACCAGAAGUUAUACAAAGCAAAGGCCAUGGAAGAGCUGUGGAUUGGUGGGCCCUAGGAAUUCUUAUAUUUGAGAUGUUGUCAGGGUUUCCUCCGUUUUUUGAUGACAAUCCAUUUGGUAUAUAUCAGAAGAUUCUUGCUGGCAAAAUAGAUUUCCCGAGGCAUUUGGAUUUAUAUGUAAAAGACCUUAUUAAGAAGCUGCUUGUGGUAGACAGGACAAGACGAUUAGGAAAUAUGAAGAAUGGAGCAGAUGAUGUGAAGAGACAUCGAUGGUUCAGGUCUAUAGAUUGGGAUGCUGUACCUCAAAGGAGACUAAAGCCUCCCAUAGUACCAAAAGUAUCCAAUGAUGGGGAUACUUCCAAUUUUGAAGCUUAUCCUGAAGAUGACUGGAACAAGAUGCCUCCGGUACCCCCUAAAGAUCUAGAAAUUUUCAAGAACUUCUGAAUGCGACAUCUACACUGGAUGAGAAACUGGAAGGAAAUUGAAGUGGUAAGAGCAAGUCUGAAGAAAAAUGGAGUUCAUGCGUAAAUGAAGACUUCCUUUGUAGUUAAGAAUGAUACUGCAUUCAGAUAUGUAUUAGUAUAUAGUAAAUAUCUAAAGAGAUGGAGGCAGGCAAGAAUAACUUUUUGCUGUAAACAUUUGACAUUAGUUUAGUAAAUUGUAAUAUUGAUAGUCUACUCUGAAGUAGACUCACUAAAAUGGUAUAUUUUAGGAUUUUUUUUUUUUAACUUAUGGUUUAGUUAAGUUUCCUGCUAUUCACAGAUCCUUUUUGCAUAGUUAACUCAUAGACUUAAUUUUAUAAGUUUAUACUAAACUUGUGUAAUUAAAAGCACAAAUUAGUAUAUAUGUAUAUAAUGAAUACAAUACAACUAAAGCACAGGAACUGUGCAAAGAUGUAAAUUUUUGUACUUUGCAGAGUCUAUGAUUUUUAUUUUUCAAAUAAUGUUUUUCAAGAAGUUCUCUAGGAAUAAAAAUCUUAAAAGGAUAAAUGAGUUUUUCAUCAUCUUAUAUACAUUUUAUAAUUCUUUGUAAAAAAUAAAAAUAAUUAAGUUUUAAAAAAGAUUUGUACCUAAAAUUUCCAAUGCCUCACACUUGCAACCAUAGUACUUGAAAGCAGAAAGACAAGGGCAUGUUUUAUUGUUGAUUAAGAUGCAACUUAAUGGCUAAUUUAUGAAGUUCUGUUACAGUGAUGUCUCUUUACAAACCAGGAUAUUGAGUGAUUAUACACUGUCUGAAAUGAGAUUCCUCACAUGAAGACUCUCUGUAAACAUGCAACUCGGUGCAUACUGAUAAAAGGGCUCUAGCUGGCUCUUACAGGAGUUGUUCUCUCUCAAGCUUGCUGUCUUCUCCAAAUGUAAAGCAUGAGCCAUAACAGACUUUUUUCGUUAUUGAAAUAGUUGUUGUUGAAUGCUUGGCACUUCAGAAUAUCAGAGGGAAGACUGAAUAUAUAUUAGAGCCUGAUUUUUCUGCUCCUGCUUUUGGAAAUGUCCUAAAGUCUCUGCUGCCAGGAAUUCCAUAUGUACAGAGUUCAAACCUUAGAUGUAAGGAGUCUCUUUUUUCAUCCUGUACUAACAUCUUUCUAGCAGCUUGAGUACACUGUAUUUAGGAAGUAUUUGCAAUACUGCUUCAUUUUAAGUAGCACCAAAUAUCGGUAUGUGCAUAUGUAUGUAUCUAUGUAUAUGAAUACACAUAAACAUGAAGGUAGAUUGUAUACAAGUCAGGAUCUUUUUUUAGGUUUUUUUUCAUGUUAUGUAUUGUGAAACUUGUGUUAAUAUAGCGGAAUUGAUUCUGAAGUGCUUCAAUUUCAAAAAGUAAUUACAUUCUUUCAGAUGUUGUGGUUUUAGAUAACUUUCAGUGAAAUUAUGAUAUUUAGACCAAAAAUAUUUUUUUCGAAAGCAUAUCAGCUCACUGGAAUUCCACUACUAUGAUGGCUCUACAUAAAACUCUUUAAGUAGAUCAUACAGAUAGUUUCUCCCACAAAUGGCUCUCCACAUUUUUGAUCUGAAAUGCCAUAAGAAAUGUAGGCCAAAGAUUCAUUUUUCUGAACUAAAUCCUGAAUGCUUAUGAAGUAGACAUUCUAGUAAUCGCUACUGAAAUUGCCAUGUUUAUAAUUUUGACAGAUCUGCAGCUGGAGUCUCCUCAUGAAAAAGUGACCUCCAUUUUCUUUUGUUUAGCUCUAAACGGUACAGAAAUGCUGUUGAGAGCUUGCAGUUUCUAGGGUAUUAGAUCUAUUUCUUCAUAAAGCAAGUCUAACUUUAAAAGAUUGCAUAACUGCGAAAAUGCACAAUAUUUAACAAAAUCAGGAUACUUCAAAGUGCUAAUUCUGGAAUAUCAUAAAGUCUUCUUGAUGUUAUGUAAGUGUCACAAGUUGAUGGCCCCAGCUACCACUCAGUAAAUACUGUGUAAGAAUGUAUAAUGUAAUACAGGAAAAUCCAUAGAAAAUUAUCAUUUUAACCUGGUAAAAAUACUUCAUUCUCUUGGGAAAAAAAAAAAAAAAAAAAAAAGAAUCUGGUCCACUGUAUUUGUAUCUGUGGAAUUAGUUAUUCCAAAUCAAUUGGGAACAACUGAAGCACAUAAAACACAGCUUACUUUGUCUAAGGGGAGCAAGCACAGUUCAGGCUUUUUUUAAUGUAUAAGCUUACAGUAUUUUAUGGAAUCUGAGUACUACAAAACCAGUUUCUUACUUAAAAAUGUACAAACUGAAACAAGCAAGUAUGCUAAAUAGAAUUUUUUUUAUUUUUUUUUUUUCCAAAUUUAAGAACUGCACUGUGUUCAAGUCUUCAAAAGCUGAGGAAAUGAAGUUGCAUCUGACUAAUGUGCCACAGUGGUGGUUAGAAGUUUUGAAUGCUUGAACAACAGGCAAUCGUGGAUUUUCUUUUUAUGAAUCUUAUCCAUUGCUGGCAGUGGAUGCACUGACACUCAUUACGAUAGAGACUAAAGAAAUGAAUACAAUCUUAUUAAUAAUGCUAAUCCAUUGACUUAACAUUGUUUUCAGAGCCAUGUGUACAUAUGCCUAACUACUGACCUCGUCAACAUGCUUUCUAGUACAAAACUGCUUUCAAAUUUUUUUAUUUAAAAUCCUUCACUAAAAGAAAAACCAAAACAUUGUUGAAGCAUUAUUUUAAGUGAUCAGUUAUUUUCUCUACAGUCUUGAACUUGAGCUGUUAUUACCUGCCCAUUUUAUUUAUUUGCACAAGUUAAUAUUUUAUUUUAAGUCUUUGCUGGGACUUCAUGGCCCACUAACAUAGUCCUGUCUGAGUGCUCACGCAGAAGUCCCCAGAUACACACUGCACUAAGGACUCUGGUUUUAUGGGGGUUUUUUAAGCAGACUAGAACACUUUUUUAUUUUCGAUUCAAGUGUGGUAGUCUCUGAAGUUCAUUUUAUUUUGGUUGCUUCUGUUAACGUGUUUUUGCGUAUAGACUGUUGCAUAAGGACUGUUUUCUUGGAAGAGCCCGUAGGCCUUUGGUAUUCUGCUUCGGUGAACAAGAAUGUUAAACAUUAAAAAACAACCUUUAUUUUUGAGUUUUAUAUAUAUAUAUAUUUUUAAUUGCCCAAUUUGAGGUUUUAAGUGAUAAACGUGCAUUGUAAACUCAAUUGCCUUGUAACCAAAUGAUAUAAAUGCUUCAUGAGUUCAAUGGAGAACAUGCUGUAGAUUUUCCUGUAAAUUAGCUUGAUCAAUGAAUAUGUGUGCUACUGAGCUUUAACUAAUGUGAUCUUCCACUGUAGAAAGUCAUUGUUAAUGGAUCAAAUAUAGGUACUAAACUAUGUUUAAAUGGAUGAACAGGGAUUUUGCAGUUUUGAAAGCAAUUAAGAUAUGGCUGUUCCUCAGCCCAUCUGCUUGCCAUUCAGAAGAGUCGUGAUGCAGUGCUUCCUAUGCUAUAGAAUUAUUUUUCAGCUUUCAAUGACUGUAGCAUGAUUCCUUUUUGUACUGUACUGUGUACAGACUUUCCAUGUUUUGCACUUUUCUAUGGCAAACCUUGACUGCUUUAUAAAUACUCUGUUGUGUAGUAAGUAGUGAUAGUGGUAGCAGGCAUUUGUGUACUGCAUAAUCAGUUUGAACUGCUAGACUUGCGAGGUUAACUUGGACUAACGUAUGUUGCUGGUUGCUUGUUGUAGCUCACAUGUAUAAGUACUGUUCAAAGUUACAAAGUCAGCCCUCAUUGCACAAUGAAAAUCACUGUGAUCUGUACAUAAACCCUAGUAAAAUUUUAUUGCUGUUUAAUUUAUGUAAUAUCUGUCAAAUCUGGAUUCAUUUAAUAAACCUUUAUAUCUUUUUAAAUGUUUAAA